Molecule: messenger RNA, 555 nt
Organism: Symbiodinium necroappetens
Lineage: Eukaryota; Dinophyceae; Suessiales; Symbiodiniaceae
Source: the annotation of a GenBank genome assembly
GACUCCCUCCAGAAAGAGCUUUCCUAUGUCGUCGCUGCCUUGUCGGCUUUGAGCCUGUGCAUAUCCAGCGGGGUGGUGACUCUGACGGCCUACAUGCAGUCCCAUGUACUGCUGGGCCUGCACAAGAGUCUGGACUGCUGGUGCUGCGACAUCGCCAACAAUCCAGACUUCGAAGCCGGUGUGCAAAAUUGGAAUGCCAUGCAGGCUCUCCUGAAGUGCGUCGGCCGUGAGUUGGCCAACAGCUUCCUGCUGCUGAAUGCGAUGGCCGUCGUCGGCUUGGCGUGCUUCCUCACCAGUUGCGCGACGAUUGUGCUCAGCGAUGAAAGCAGCCGCCUAGCACUGCUCGCCGAGGGUCUUCCCUCGCUUCCUUUGCUCUUCAUUUUCCUGUUGAGCAUGCGAGUUUUUGCACAUGCCGCAGCCCUCACAGAGAAGUGCCGAUCGAUACCAGCCUUCGUGAAUCAAAUACCGACUCCAAAUUGCUGCGAUCCGAGCCGGCAGUAUUUGGUGACCUACAUCGCAGACAGUGCCGCUGGCUUCUCCGUGUUGAACAUGAAG